This is a messenger RNA of Monascus purpureus, 2292 nucleotides long. Lineage: Eukaryota; Fungi; Ascomycota; Eurotiomycetes; Eurotiales; Aspergillaceae. The record is from the annotation of a GenBank genome assembly.
AUGGUGGCCUUCCACCGCACCCUCUCUGCGAUGCGAUUAUUCCCGCUUUUCGUCUGGGCCUUCCUGGUCCUCUUCUCCCCCGCAUCCGCUACCAGACUGAUCCGCUCGAACUCCCUCAAUCUCUGUCAGCAGAGCACGAAUUUCACCGCGACUUACUUCAGUGCCAUAUUUACACCCAACAACAGGUCUCUUCUCUUCAACUUCGAUGCAGUCUCGCAGAUCACUGGCUACGUGACGGCCGAUCUGACCCUCACCGUCUAUGGCUACGAAGCGUACAAGAAGUCUCUGAACCCGUGUGAAUACACGGAUAUGUCAGGGCUGUGUCCUAUGAACGCCGGCAAACUUGAGCUUACAAACAGUCCCAUUGACGUGCCGGCGGACGUCAUCGAUGAUAUUCCUGGUAUUGCCUAUACCGUCCCCGAUCUUGACGCUAAGAUCCGUGUCGUUAUUAAGAAAAAUGACACCAACGAGCCGAUCACUUGUGUUGAGGCGAACCUAUCCAACGGCAAAACCGUCUACCAGCCCGGUGUUUCAUGGGCCACUGCCGUGAUAGCUGGCUUGGGUAUGGCUGCCUCUGCCAUUACCUCCGGCCUGGGGUACUCCAACACGGCCGCUCACGUGGCGUCCGGUGCCCUCUCCCUCUUCAGCUUCAUGCAGACCCAGGCUAUCUUUGGCAUGACCUCCGUGGCCAUGCCUCCGAUCGUGGAAGCUUGGACUCAGAAUUUCCAGUGGAGCAUGGGUAUCAUCCGUAUUGGCUUCCUUCAGACCAUCUGUACCUGGUACCAACGCUCAACUGGAGGAACCGCUUCGACCCUUCUAUCUGAGCUCUCGACGACAUCCGUAGAAGUGCUGAAGCACAAAAAGAGGUCCUUGGCCUCGGCUGCGGAGUCGAUUAGUGGGACUCUUGUCAAAAGACUUGCCGACGAGGGAAAGGCUACUUCGGGCAACGCUGUCGUCCGCGGUAUCGCCCGUGUCGGUUUCAAAGCCGGGAUUGAAGAAACGAAUAUCUUCAUGACCGGAUUGAUUUUUUUUGUCGUCUUCGUCUGUGGCGUAAUGCUCCUUGUUGCUGGGUUCAAGGGUAUCUGCGAGCUUCUCGCUAAAGCUGGGAAGAUGCAAACAGACAAGUUCCAAGAAUUUAGGAAUGGAUGGAAGGUUGUGAUGAGAGGGAUCUUGUUCCGACUGUCCUUGGUUGCCUUCCCUCAAAUGACUGUCCUUGGUUUGUGGGAGCUCACCCGGCGCGACUCCCCUGCCGAAGUCCUUCUCGCUAUCGUCAUGUUCCUGUCGGUUUUCGUGUCCCUGUGUUGGGCAGCCGUGAAGGUCAUCCUUUUGGCAAGACGAUCUAUGGCCAUGCACAAGAAUCCCGCCUACAUUCUAUACUCGGAUCCGGCCUGUCUGAACAAAUGGGGUUUCCUGUAUGUUCAGUACCGGGCUACCGCGUACUACUUUCUCCUUCCCGUGCUGGCCUAUAUUCUCAUAAAGGGCAUGUUUGUCGCGCUCAGCCAGCCAGCACCCGUGGUGCAGACGAUCGCUUUUGUCGUUAUCGAGACCGCAAUGCUCAUUGCCGUCUGCGUUCUCCGACCCUGGAUGGACAAGAAGACCAACGCCUACAAUAUCGCCAUUGCCGUGGUUAACUUUGUCAAUGCCAUUCUCCUCCUAUUCUUCUCCAAUGUUUUCCACCAGCCCGGUAUCGUGACGGGCGUCAUGGGCGUUGUCUUUUUCGUGUACAAUGCAGUCCUCUCACUUAUCCUUAUUAUUCUUGUCCUCGUCGCGUCCGUGUAUGCUGUCGUGUCCAAGAACCCCGAUACGCGUUACCAGCCAAUGAGGGAUGAUCGGAGCUCUUUCAUGAAGUCGCAGGGCCAGUUCACGACUGAAUUGGACGCACUGGGUGCUACCGCUCGGGGCGAAGAGAAGACCACGUACAAGUCUAACUUGUUCGAUGAAGACAGCUCGUCUUUCUCCAGCGGAAAUGGCGCUACCCUUGGCCGUGGCCACCAUUCCACAUCUCCUGUGGCAUCACAUCACCAACCAGUCUCUCCUGUUGAUACGUCGGUGCCACUAUUCCCCAGUGACUCUGCUCCUCGCCGGUCUCCAUCACCAUACAAUAACAAUGCUGCCUACCCCACAGAUUACCGCCAAAGAUCGCCCGUUUCACGAGUUGAUAACAGUCCAUCGCCUUGGGGCGGAUCUACAGUCACUUCGCAAGUUCCCCCUUACAGGGCUCAGAACAAUACAAGUCCGUGGCAGAGAGGGGCCGGUGUGUGGAACGUAAAAUCUAUGAACCGUGCUCCCUGA